Messenger RNA from Cajanus cajan (pigeon pea), 1754 nucleotides. RefSeq names its product Pyridoxal-5'-phosphate-dependent enzyme family protein. Lineage: Eukaryota; Viridiplantae; Streptophyta; Magnoliopsida; Fabales; Fabaceae. The record is from RefSeq and is a predicted model, not a curated record.
UUGAUGGUAUUGUUGCGGUAAGAAACAGUAACAGAGGGUAGAAGGGAAAAAUGGCGCCUGUGGCGGUGGUAGCGAGAAGCACAGGCGCCGUUGCUGUUGGAUUUACCAUCUUCGUGUCGCUCGCGCUCACUUAUUUCAUCUGUGAUCGCCACACGAAGAAGAAUAAGAAGAAGAAGAAGAAGAAGAAAUCUAAGAAGGGACUCGUCGACGCCAUCGGUAACACUCCCCUCAUUCGGAUCAAUAGCCUCUCCGACGCCACCGGUUGCCAAAUUCUGGGCAAGUGCGAGUUCUUGAACCCCGGAGGCAGCGUCAAAGACCGCGUUGCUCUUCAAAUCAUUCAAGAGGCUCUGGAAUCUGGGCAGCUACGUCCAGGUGGAAUAGUCACUGAAGGGAGUGCUGGAAGCACCGCCAUUAGCAUUGCCACUGUUGCUCCUGCAUUUGGAUGCAAAGCACACGUCGUUAUUCCAGAUGAUGCUGCCAUCGAGAAGUCUCAAAUACUUGAAGCCCUUGGGGCAACUGUUGAAAGAGUGCGACCAGUAUCCAUUACCCACAAGGACCAUUUUGUCAAUAUUGCUAGAAGAAGGGCCUCUCAAGCAAAUGAGUUUGCGUUGAAGAAUAGAAAUUCACAAUCGAAUGGCAAGGAGGACACUGAGAAAAUAAAUGGUUAUGAAUCUGAUGGAUACAAUCACAGUUCGGUUUUUCCUCUCGAUUGUCAAGGUGGGUUUUUUGCUGAUCAGUUUGAGAACUUAGCGAACUUCAGGGCACAUUAUGAGGGUACAGGGCCUGAGAUUUGGGACCAGACCAAUGGAAAGUUAGAUGCGUUUGUUGCAGCAGCUGGCACCGGUGGUACUGUGGCUGGUGUUUCUAGGUUUCUUCAGGAAAAGAAUCCAAACGUCAAGUGCUUCCUAGUAGAUCCUCCUGGCUCUGGUUUGUUUAACAAGGUAACUAGGGGGGUGAUGUACACCAAAGAGGAAGCAGAAGGACGAAGACUUAAGAAUCCAUUUGACACCAUAACAGAAGGAAUUGGAAUUAACAGGAUAACAAGGAAUUUUGGAAUGGCAGAACUUGAUGGGGCCUUUAGAGGCACCGAUAGGGAUGCUGUUGAAAUGGCUAGGUUUCUUUUGAAGAACGAUGGGCUGUUCCUUGGGAGUUCUUCUGCAAUGAACUGUGUUGGAGCAGUUAGAGUAGCGCAGGCAAUUGGACCUGGUCACACAAUUGUAACCAUACUCUGCGACAGUGGAAUGAGGCAUUUGAGCAAGUUCUAUAAUGCUGAAUACUUGUCUAAGCUUGGUUUGACACCGAAAGCAACUGGAUUGGAAUUCUUAGGUAUCAAAUGAGUAGGUUCCUCCGGAGUUUUGAAGUUUAAAUGCCACUGGCUCGCUGUUAUGUUACUGGAAUUCCACUUGUCUGAGCUUACUUCGGAUGAGAGUGGCUACCUAGAAGUUAGAACUAGGUUCAUUGUAAGAACAGAGUUUUAUGUUAUCCCUGAAAAGCCCAAGUGAAAUCACCUGGACGUCCCGGGAAGCUCAUUCGAGUAGCGAAUUUAUUUUUGUUAGAGGGUAUUGUAGUGAUUAAUGUAGAGGGUACUACACUUCUAAUGCAUUGUUUUGGGGGGUUAGGUAUUACAUAGCUCAUUCUUGGUUAGACUUCAUGAUUUAUUUCACUAGUUAACAAUGACCUGAUAUUUGUAAACUAAACAUUCAAUUCAAUACUAUUUCAUCAGUACAGGGAUGAAUUAAGCCUGCGGUUCUCGU